Messenger RNA from Rosa rugosa (rugosa rose), 1473 nucleotides. RefSeq lists its product as uncharacterized. NCBI's taxonomy places the organism in Eukaryota, Viridiplantae, Streptophyta, Magnoliopsida, Rosales, Rosaceae. The transcript is spliced from 8 exons. Gene Ontology annotation, molecular function: cysteine-type peptidase activity. The coding region runs from base 3 to 1304 and encodes 433 amino acids. Gene Ontology annotation, biological process: proteolysis. The record is from RefSeq and is a predicted model, not a curated record.
AUAUGCAUGAGAAGGCUGCCAACACAAUUGAAAAACAAAUUCCCUCCACUGUUAGAAAGUCUUUGGAUUUAGAACUUCAUGACAAGGAGCCUGUGGAAGCUGUGAAUCCCAUUGUGAAUUUGAAUGCUACUGAGAAGGGUCAGCCAAUUGGCCCUGUGGUUGUUGAUCUGGAAAUCCAGAAGGGUGAAUUUCAGGCACAGACAAUUGGGAAAGAGUGUCAUUUAGCUUUAGGUUCAACCGAUAACGUUGUAGCUAUUGCAACAGUUAUAGAAGUCAAUAAUGAAAAUAACAGCCACCUUAUCCAUGGUGUUCCAUUGGGCGAGGGAAACAUGCGUGUAUCGAUUGUACGCUCUCUAGUGGAUGAAGCCAAGCUUCCAUUUCCAAUCGAAAAUGAAAUAAUGACGGUUCGUGAUGCUAUUGGGACUUAUGUGGCUUGGCCUAAAAACCUUAUUGUUUUUCCAGUACAGUUUCAGAAAAUGGCAGCAAAGAGUAGAGGAAUGAGAAAGAGAAAAAGUGCAGAAGAAGAUGAGUAUCAUGAAGAAGAUAUAGACAUGGCAUCAUUGCCAACAACCCUCCCUCCCUCCCUUAAAGUGGUAUGCAUAUGGGCCAAAGAAACACUCACAAAUGGGAAGACAAUUAUCUGCAAUUUUGAUGAAAAGAUUUUUGGACAUUCGUUCAAAACUUGUGUGAAUAAAAACGAUGUUAAUAACUUUGUUACCAUGAAGGAAGUAUCGGGCAGCUGCAUCAGCAUCUAUAUGAGCCACCUUUAUGGUGUGUUGAAGAAGUCAAAGAUGGUGGACAUGGUUGGAUUUAUGGAUAGUACAAAAACUGGUGCCAUUGGGUGUGGCAAUCCAAUUGAGCGUUCCCGUGCAAUAGCCGAUAGGCUGAAAAAGGCAAAGCGCGGCCAGAUUAUUUUGUUGCCAUAUAACUCAGGUUGUCACUGGAUGCUGACUGUAAUAAACUCUGAAGAAGACAAUGUCUACUUCAUGGACCCAUUAAAGAGGAGACUAAUUACGGGAGAGUGGAAGAACAUUGUUGACAACGGCAUCAAAAUAUAUAAUGCACAAGUCAAAAGGCAGGGCAGAAAAGCAACUACCGGGAAAAACUGUGCGGGUAUUCCGGAGCAAAAGACCGACAAGGAUUGUGGAUAUUUUAUAAUGAGAUACAUGAAGGAAAUAGUGGAGGAUAAAACGUUGGACAUUUUCAGCAAGUGGGAGAGAAGAAGUAAAGCAACAUAUUCCCAGGAGGAUAUCGAUGUGGUCAGAACUGAGUGGGCAAAGUUUGUGGUUAAAACAUAUAUGUAAGAUUUGUGUUGGUACUUCUUGGAGACCUAGUUCAAAGUUUGUGGUUAUGUUUUGGUUGGACAGGAUCAGUAGCUAGUACUUUGAAUUGAUAUGUAAGAAAUACUUUAACAAUUGGGUACCCUAUUUCUAGUUUCGGUGUGUUUUGGCAAUGUAUGACAAUGAUGUGCUA